Plectropomus leopardus (leopard coralgrouper) is the source of this 1135-nucleotide messenger RNA. The record is from RefSeq and is a predicted model, not a curated record. NCBI's taxonomy places the organism in Eukaryota, Metazoa, Chordata, Actinopteri, Perciformes, Serranidae.
GUGUGAAAUCGAGUCCACCUUGGAGCGCCUUCGGAAACUGGAGAGGGAGCUUUACUCCAAAGAGAAGGAGCUGGAAGAGAGGGAGAGGAGGCUUCGACUGUGGGAGGAGAGGCUGAUGGAGAGGUCCAACAUGUCUCCCAGUCCGACCUCUCUACUCAUGGAGCGCUCAAACAUCUCACCAUUCUUCCCACCAAUGUCCAUCGGCUCGUCCGGCUCCUUCUUCCGCUCGCACUCUCAGGACUCCAAUAGCGCCGGGGUCAGCAGUGCUGGCGUCAGCUGCCUCCUCCGCACCCUCAGCAACGGAGACACGGAGAGGGGGGGCAGUGCAGUCCUGGAGAGGGGGAUGGGUUCGCUCGACAGCGGGAGGCUGCACGCCGUGUUCCGAGGGUUGCAGGGGAGGUUCGGAGAGCAGGACGAGGAAGAGGAAGGAACGCUGGAGGAGAAAGGGUGGGGGCAGAGGGAGAGAGACGAGAGCUUGGAGGGAGGAAGGGUGCAGGUGACUCUCAGGAGCUUCCCAGGCGGUGUAGUGGAGAGGGAGGAGAGGACGUGGGAGGAGGGGGACCGGGAGAGAGGAGGGAUGCAGAGGAGCAGGGUGACCACCAUAGUCCGAGGGUUUUCGGGUGGGUUUGGAGAGGCGGAAGGGGAGAGGGAGAAGGAGGGAGGAUGGGAGAUAGAGAAACUGGGGGACCGGCUGGAUGAGAGAGGAAUGGAGGGAGGUAUAGAGGGAGGGAGGCUCCCGACAAUGUUCAAGGGUCUCCACGGGAGUUUGGGGGGCUUGGGGGACAUGCUGUCCUUAGACAUGGAUGACAUGGGGGACAUGGAGAGACUAGGUGACAUGGACAUGAACAUGAACAUGGGCGACUUGGGAGUGAUGAAGGUCAGGAGUGAGAUGGGGGUCAGGGGUCGCAGGAGUGACAUGGGAGUCGUGGUCCAGGGAGUCAGAGGUGACCGCAGCGAGGCCAUCAGCCAAAAGAUUAGAGGCGAAGUCAUUGGUCACUCGGGGGUGCAGGUGAGCAUGCGCGCUUCGUCCAAUCAGAACUCUGUGAAGAGCUGCAGCGUGCGACAUGGAACCAAAAUCAACAUGGCGACUGCAGCCAUGGACAUGAUGGAGCUCGACUGGUCCGACAGCGACUAG